GGAGUCAUCAGACUUUACACACUCAUCUGGAACAGCUCUCAGAGCACAGACAGGAAGUGUCAGAAUGCGCAACAAGAGCACAGAUUCCAGUGGGAGGAGACCGCUCAGACCUGGAUCCGAACCCCUCCAAGUGAAUAUUUUGAUUAGUGGGGGUUCAGUAGUUAAUGCAGAGGCAGUGUGGGACCAUGUGACCAUGGCAGACCGGGAGCUGGCAUUUAAAGCUGGUGAUGUCAUCAAAGUUCUCGACGCCUCUAAUAAGGACUGGUGGUGGGGCCAGAUGGAUGAUGAAGAGGGAUGGUUUCCCGCCAGCUUUGUCAGGCUGUGGGUGAAUCAGGAAGAUGGGCCAGUGGAACCAGCAGAGGGCACCAGCGAGGUCCAGAAUGGUCACCUGGAUCCUGCCAGUGACUGCCUUUGCCUUGGCCAGCCACUUCAGAACCGAGAUCAGAUGAGAGCAAAUGUUAUCAAUGAGAUUAUGAGUACAGAGCGUCACUACAUCAAACAUCUGAAGGACAUAUGUGAGGGUUACUUAAGGCAGUGCAGGAAGAGAAUUGACAUGUUCAGCGAUGACCAGCUGAAGGUGAUCUUUGGGAACAUUGAGGACAUCUACAGGUUUCACAUGGGUUUUGUGCGUGAUCUGGAGAAGCAAUACAACACAGAAGAGCCUCAUCUCAGUGAGAUAGGCCCGUGUUUCCUGGAACAUCAAGACGGCUUCUGGAUAUACUCAGAGUACUGUAACAAUCAUUUGGACGCAUGCAUGGAGUUGUCUAAGCUGAUGAAGGAUGGGCGCUACCAGCACUUUUUUGAGGCCUGUCGUCUCCUGCAGCAAAUGAUAGACAUUGCUAUUGAUGGCUUCCUGCUCACACCUGUGCAGAAGAUCUGCAAGUACCCACUUCAAUUAGCUGAACUCCUCAAGUACACUGCUCAGGAUCACAGUGACUACCGCUACGUGGCUGCAGCCCUGGCUGUCAUGAAGAACGUCACCCAGCAAAUUAACGAACGCAAGAGGAGACUGGAGAACAUAGACAAGAUUGCCCAGUGGCAGGCAUCAGUGUUGGACUGGGAGGGUGAAGACAUUCUGGACCGGAGCUCUGAGCUGAUCUACACGGGAGAGAUGUCCUGGAUUUACCAGCCUUACGGCCGCAGUCAGCAGAGAGUCUUCUUCCUGUUUGACCAUCAGCUUGUCCUGUGUAAAAAGGACCUAAUCCGGCGUGACAUCCUCUACUACAAAGGUCGCAUUGACAUGGACAGGUAUGAAGUGCUGGAUGCCGUCGAUGGACGGGACGAUGACUUUAACAUCAGUGUUAAAAAUGCCUUUAAGCUGCACAACAAGGACACUGAGGAGAUUCACAUCUUCCUGGCUAAGAAACUGGAGGAGAAGAUACGCUGGCUCAGGGCUUUUCAUGAGGAGCGCAAAAUGGUGCAAGAAGAUGAGAAAAUAGGUUUUGAAAUUUCAGAGUAUCAGAAACGACAAGCUGCCAUGACCGUUCGUAAAGUCACCAAACAGAAAGCUCUAAGCCAAAACAGCCCUGCCACAAACUCUCCCCACCAGGGUUCCUUAACUGAAGGACACUCCAUGUGA
Molecule: messenger RNA, 1579 nt
Organism: Chanos chanos (milkfish)
Lineage: Eukaryota; Metazoa; Chordata; Actinopteri; Gonorynchiformes; Chanidae
Gene: arhgef9b
Product: Cdc42 guanine nucleotide exchange factor (GEF) 9b
Exons: 11
Coding region: 65-1579 (504 amino acids)
Molecular function (GO): guanyl-nucleotide exchange factor activity; protein binding
Source: RefSeq, a predicted model, not a curated record